AUGAGCAUGGAUGACAACGAACAGCAGCGGCUGUCUGCUCUGGAGACCAGCAUACAGAACAUCGAGGCCGUACUCACCCGCCUCAUCUCUCAACAACAACAACCCCCUGCCCCUGCCCCUGCCCCUGCUCCAGCUCCGGCAGUGGGUCCAGGUGUUCCUACUGGCGCCAGCCCUGCGCGCCCCCUUAUCCGCCCGAAUCCCCCCUUCUCCUUCGAUGGGGAUCGCACCCUGGGCAAGAGCUUCUUGCAUUCAGUGAAGCAGUACUGGCGUCUGCUUCCUGAGGCGUUCUUCGUGAAUGGGGCAGUCUCGGAAGAAAAGGUAGUCCGCUUCGCCCUGUCCUACAUGUCCAAGGACUCCGCGGCCUCCUGGUCCGAGCGCAUGUCCGAGCGCACUCCAUUCCCGUUCCCUACUUGGGCUCUCUUCGUCACCGAGUUCAAGCUCCGAUUCGUCGAGGAGAACGAGCAAGACCACGCCCUGGCGCGACUGGAGACCCAUCUGUAUUAUAUGGGCUCCCGUGACGUGUUCAAGUACACGGACGAAUACGACGACCUCCUUGAUCUCGCCGGCUAUACCGACGAUCUGGUCAAGGUGACCAAAUAUAGGACGGGCCUGGAUCCGAAGAUCAACCAGGCUAUCACCACCUCUGGCAACCCUCCCAGGCUUACUGACUACGCCGAGUGGCGUGUCCGUGCGUUCCGGCAGUACAAUGCGGAACAAGCUGCCAAGGCGUCUCGAGGCCACGUCCCUCCCCCCCGAGCGCCUCCUAUCGUCCCUCGUCCUCGUGCCCCGGUGCUCCCUGCUGUAGCACCGGCAAUUGCUGCUCGCCCGGCGCCGGCUCCUGUUGCCCACCCCAUCCCCAUGGAGUUGGAUCGGACCCGGCUCCGCGGUGACGUUCGCCGCACCUGCUUCCGCUGCGGCAGUCCGGGCCAUCUUGCCCCUGGGGAGUGA
This is a messenger RNA of Mycena citricolor, 948 nucleotides long. The record is from the annotation of a GenBank genome assembly. Lineage: Eukaryota; Fungi; Basidiomycota; Agaricomycetes; Agaricales; Mycenaceae.